AUUUAAACAUUAUGUAUUUUCGUAUAUCAGAAAAAAAUGUUCACAAUUCUUGAAAAAUAAAAUUAUCACUCCACGAUUCGAUUCGGAUUCGACAAAUUCAUAUGAGAGUGAGGAAACAAUCUCCCUUCAUUUUAACAUUUGUGACAAUUUUAAGGAUUAUUCCAAUGAUAAUAGGAUUUUCGACGGAUCAAUAACCAGUUCGGGGAGAUGGCAGACUAAUUAAUACAAAAAGGUUUUCACGUGUGCACGUCAAAUUAACGUUUAUCAGUUAUAACUGUACAAAGUGACGCCUGUUCUACAUAUCACAACGUCGCAAAGCAGAGAUCUGUCGAUGGCUAAAAUCGACGCAAAAUUCUUAAGUCUGCAGAUUGAAAUCGUUUCUCAGUUACCAUGUGUCAGUCGACGAAGAUCUUACUUUUUAUAUUUAAUGUGGUAUUGACAUCGCACAUUGGACGAUCAAAGAUGGCAAACUCGGAUAUUGCGGAAAUUUUGCAUCGACCUAUUAGGAGUCUAACGUUUCCAGAGCACAGUAAUAUGGGCAUCUUUGUCGCUCUCGCAGUACCGCUCGAGGAUCCUCUGAAUUCGAUCUCGCUAUCGUACUUCUUCGAGGCUAACUACGUUUUACCACCGAACAUAACGUACCUCGAGCCCUGGAGGAGGAUAGAAAGAAGGAAACGGAAUAUCGAGAGAGCCACAAUCUAUCGAGUUCUGGAAAGUAAAUUCGAGAGCUCCGGGUAUUCCGGAAGGGAGUGUCUACUGAGAGCAAUUUGCGAGACCUCGGCGUUUCCGCUCCAACACAACGGCUUGAUCGGCGACAUCAUGCACGUAAUCUUCACUCCGAGUACUUCGAGACACGAGGGAUUGCCGCGAGAUGUUGUCGAGGCUGAACUGGUCGGCCGCAAUGGAAGCUGCUCCAAGUACCAACUGCAAUGCCCAUUGGGACUCUUCGACUUGAUUGGAGUCCUCGCGUGAUCCCUGAAAAAUCAUUGCAAGUUUACCGUGCCACUUUCGUAAAGUAAACAGCCUAAUUGCGUCGCUGUUGGAAAUAUAGACUUGGUUGCCUCGGAGAUUUACAGAGAGAGAGAGAGAAACUCUGCGUUGGAUGGAAACAUGGACCGAUCGAGAACUUUGAAGACAUCGCCAAACAACGAAAAUUUAAUGAGAGAAACAUUAUUGAAUGCAGAUGUAAUUCAACGUUUACAUGUACUGUAUUUACUGCUGUAAAUAGUACAUAAACAAGGUUUUAUGUUAAAAUAUAAACUUUUUCUUAAAUAAAAUAUUAAAAACUUUUCUUAUUCUAUAACUUUUUUUUCUUCCCUUGCAAUUAAUUAAAAUCUUCAAAUUAAAUGUAUAUAAUAUUACUAUUAUACACUACGCUAAUGGAAAGUCUUCUUGAUAAUUUCGUUCAUAUUGCCGUACCAAAGAUUUCACGGCGCGUAUCCCU
Molecule: messenger RNA, 1444 nt
Organism: Solenopsis invicta (red fire ant)
Lineage: Eukaryota; Metazoa; Arthropoda; Insecta; Hymenoptera; Formicidae
Exons: 5
Coding region: 391-972 (193 amino acids)
Source: RefSeq, a predicted model, not a curated record